Molecule: messenger RNA, 6208 nt
Organism: Coregonus clupeaformis (lake whitefish)
Lineage: Eukaryota; Metazoa; Chordata; Actinopteri; Salmoniformes; Salmonidae
Product: collagen alpha-6(VI) chain-like
Exons: 34
Coding region: 92-5788 (1898 amino acids)
Biological process (GO): extracellular matrix organization
Molecular function (GO): serine-type endopeptidase inhibitor activity; extracellular matrix structural constituent conferring tensile strength
Source: RefSeq, a predicted model, not a curated record
UUCGAUUCUAGGCUGUUUGCAGACAGACGAAGCAGACAUCUUCUUCCUGAUCGACCACUCUGGAAGUAUUAAAGUUCAAGACUUUGCUGACAUGAAGAAGUUUAUUAACGAAUUCAUACCCACAUUCCACAUUGGGCAGCAUCAUGUCCGCAUGGGUGUGGUAAAGUACUCUAAUGAACCAGAUCUUGAGUUUGACUUGACAACCUACCUUGACCAACUUUCAGUGAAGAAUGCAGUGAAUGGUAUCAACCAACUUGGAGGCGGGACAAGGACCGGAUUAGCGCUGACCUCUAUGGGUCCCUACUUUGAUCGGGCUAAGGUCACCCGUAGUCACAAGGUCCGCGAGUACCUCAUUGUCAUCACGGACGGGGAGUCUCAAGACAACGUGAAGGAUGAAGCAGCAAAGCUGAGGGCGCAGGGCAUCACCAUAUAUGCAAUUGGGGUGAAUCAAGCCAACGAUACACAGCUGCUGGAGAUUGCUGGCAGCCAAGAGAAGAAGUUCUUUGUCAACAGCUUUGACGCACUGAAACCAAUAAAAAAUGAAAUCAUCACAGAUAUCUGCUCCCCUGAUAUUUGCAAGGACAUGCAGGGGGAUGUCCUCUUCUUGAUCGACAGCUCAGGGAGCAUCAACAACGAAGACUUCCAGAAGAUGAAGCUCUUCAUGCAAUCCAUCAUCAACAAAUCUGUGAUAGGCCUGGAUAAAGUGCGCGUGGGCAUCAUACAGUUCAGCAUCAACCAACAAGUGAUCUUCCCUCUCAACGAGCACAAUGAUAAGGAAGGCAUGUUGCAGGGUGUACAAACAAUGCAACAGUUAAAAGGGGGCACACACACCGGCGAAGCCCUGUCCUACACCUCGCAGUUCUUUGACCCACCGAAAGGGGGGCGCACUAACGUGAAGCAGUUCCUGAUUAUCGUAACCGAUGGUGAGGCGCAGGAUGAGGUAAAGGCUCCUGCCGAGAAACUUCAAGACAAGGGUGUGAUCAUCUACGCCAUUGGGGUGGUCAAUGCCAACAAUACACAGCUGCUGGAGAUCAGUGGCGCACACGAGAGAGUCUACUCCGAGAGGGACUUUGAUGCACUCAAGGCUUUGGAGAGGCAACUGGCAUUGGCAAUCUGUGAUCCGGAGAGAGAGUGUGUGAGGCCGGAGAUCGCAGACAUUAUUUUCUUGGUGGACGGCUCCACCAGCAUCAGCACAGAGAAUUUUGCCAUCAUGAAAAACUUCAUGAUGUCCGUGGUCAAUGAAACCUCUGUUGGGGAGAAGCAGACACGCUAUGGUCUGAUUGUCUUUUCAGACGACCCCAAGUCUAUAUUCACGCUCAACGAAUACAAAUCUAAGAGAGACGUCAAUAGGGCCAUCACAAAGCUUAUAGAGCCCAGUGGAAACACCUACACUGGCAAGGCUCUCAAGUAUUCCUUGGGUUAUUUUGGUGCACAGUACGGCGGGCGAAAGGCCCUAAAUGUCCCCCAGUGGCUGAUGGUGAUCACAGACGGUGAGGCUACUGACCCCGAAGACCUAGCUGGGCCAGCCAAGGAGCUACGGGACAAUAGUAUCAUAGUCUAUAGCAUCGGUGUGGUUGGAGCAAAUAAGACAGAGCUUGAGCUCAUGGCAGGGGACACGAAUAAGGUUUUCUUUGUGGAUGACUUCCAUAAACUAGACACACUGCACAAAAAUAUUUCCAAUGAAUUCUGCAACACCAGCAAACCAGUCUGUGAAAAAACGCAGGGGGAUCUGGUCUUGUUGAUUGACAGCUCAGGGAGCAUCAGCACCACCGACUUCACUAUCAUGAAGAAGUUUGCCUCAGACCUUGUUUCCAGCUUCAACAUUUCAGAGCAGUCGUUCCGGGUGGGAGUCGCCCAGUUCAGCAGUGAUCCGAAAAAGGAGUUCUUCUUGAAUGAGUAUUACACAGAAGCAGAGGUGAACAACCAGAUAAACAAGAUGAGUCAGAUUAAUUCCACGACGAACAUUGGAAAGGCCCUGGACUACGUCCGUACGGAGUACUUCCAACCAGCUAGAGGGAGCCGUAUCAAUGCCAAGGUCUCUCAGAACCUGGUUGUGAUCACGGACGGACGUUCAGAUGAUGUUGUUGUGCAUGCAGCAGAGGAACUCAGAGUCAUGAACAUUGAGGUGUUUGCCAUCGGUAUAGGGAAAGAUCACAAGCCUGUUGAGCUCGGGCAAAUCACUCUCAAUCCGGAAAGGGUCUUCUCUGUGCAGAACUUUGCCAGCCUGGACAAGAUCAAGAAGAAGGUGGUGGAUACUAUAUGCUCCAGUGUACAAAAUAUUGAUCCGAGCUGCACCAUAGACAUCGCCAUGGGGUUCGAUAUUACACGCAGGGCCACCGCCCAGCGGCUCUUCGAUGGCCAAGCCCAGCUACAGAACUUCCUGCCACAGAUCAUCCGCUAUGUGUCCAGCCUGAAGGGCCUGUGCUGCGUGGCGGGAGACGAUCCCAUUCAGACUAACAUUGGCUUCCGUGUGGUGGAGCAGAACGAAAAGGUUCUCUACGACUUCGCAUUCGAGAAGUACGACGAGAAGAUCGUGGAGAAGGUUAUGGCCCUGCAGACCUCCCAGACGACAUACUUCAACUCCUUCCUCCUGCGCUCCUUCCGCGAUAAGUUCCAGAAUUCCAAUGCUGGUGUGAAGGUGCUGGUGAUCUUCUCAGACGGACUCGAUGAUGAUGUGAUGAAACUUGAACAAGAGUCGGAACUUCUCCGCACUAAAGGAAAAGGUAUCAACGCCCUGCUUACAGUCGCCUUAGAAGGGGUCCAAAAUGCCAACCUUCUUCAGAUGGUGGAGUUUGGGCGAGGAUUUGGCUACAAGCAGCCACUCAACAUAGGCAUGCACAAUGUGGGAAACACCCUGUUGACACAAAUAGACACAGUGGCUGAGAGGGAGUGCUGUAAUGUGAUGUGUAAGUGCACCGGACAUGAAGGUAUCCGUGGCAACAGAGGAGGCCCAGGCACAAAGAGUCAGCCAGGACCAAAAGGACACCCUGGCUUCCCUGGCGAGGAGGGGGGAAUUGGCGAGAGAGGUCCACCAGGUCCCACUGGCCCACAGGGACUACAGGGCUGUCCUGGGAGGAGAGGCCUCAAGGGCUCAAGAGGCUACAGAGGGAACAGGGGUGAUGAUGGAGACCAUGGUCUUGAUGGGGUUGAUGGUGAACAGGGUCUGAUUGGAACAGCUGGAGCUGCAGGAGAGAGAGGAAACCCAGGAAGCCCAGGCAACAGCGGCCUCCUAGGAGAGCCAGGAGUGAAGGGGCAGCGUGGACUUAGAGGUGACCCUGGAGACUCUGGCGUGGACAGCAUUGUCGCGGGUCCCAAAGGAGGAAGGGGAAACACAGGGUUACCGGGAGACCCAGGAGAAGAGGGCCGUCGAGCAGAAAGUGGAAUCGUUGGAAACCCAGGCCCUCAAGGAAGAAGAGGUCUACCUGGUCCAAAGGGAACACCAGGUGAUCCAGGAGAUGUAGGACUCCCAGGAAUUCCUGGCCCUUCUGGACCACAGGGUAUAAGAGGAGACUUGGGCCAGCCCGGACCCAGGGGCCUGCAGGGUUUACCUGGACCUCAGGGGACACCUGGAACUAUUGGUGGUAAAGGAUCCAUAGGAAGGCGAGGGAUGAAUGGACAGAAGGGCCAACCUGGGGACCCCGGAGACAAAGGAGCCCUUGGAACACUUGGGCCCAGAGGGAUGCCGGGUCUUGAUGGCAGUGAUGGUCAUGGACCUCCCGGGCCCCAGGGAAUGAAGGGAGAGCCUGGUUUCCAUGGUUACCCUGGAUUACAGGGUGAAAAUGGUGAUUUUGGAGUCAAAGGAGGUCCAGGCCCCAAAGGAAACCAAGGCAGAGCGGGGAACUCGGGCAGACCGGGUGAGUCAGGAGACCCCGGAUCCAUUGGACCACUGGGACACACUGGCCCUAGAGGCAGACCAGGAGAGAGCGCAAUGUCUGAAUGCCAGCUGACCACCUAUAUCCGUGACAACUGUGCAUGCUCUCAAGGCCAGGCAGCAUGCCCAGCCUACCCCACAGAGCUGGUCUUUGCUCUGGAUAUGUCACAGGAUGUGCAGCCUGCCGCGUUCGAGAGGAUGCGCUCAGCUCUCCUCUCCCUAUUGGACGAUGUUGCCAUCGCCGAGAGCAACUGCCCGACGGGUGCACGUGUUGCCGUGGUAUCCUACAGUGCCAACACCAAGUACCUGAUCCGAUUCCAGGACUUCCAACACAAGUGGGAGUUGUUGGAGGCCAUCCGAAACAUCGCACUGGAACGAACGUCCAACCGGCGCCAUCUUGGGGCGGCCAUGCGCUUCGUGGGGCGCCAUGUCUUCAAGCGGAUCCGUAAAGCGUUGACGAUGAGGAAGGUGGCCGUGUUCUUCACCAACGGGCCCUCUGUGGACAGCGCUGCCAUUGUUACGGCCGCCAUGGAGUUCAAGGCCCUGAACAUCGCUCCUGCUGUCAUCGCCAUGAGGAACGCCCCCGAUGUUCAACGGGCUUUUGAGGCUGAUGACACGGGCAGCUUCAUCCUUGUUCGGCUGGUGGAUAGGUCACAGGACCAAAAUGCUGUGCUGACAAGAAUCAAAGAUUGCGUCAUCUGCUACGACCACUGUAAACCAGCCCAGGAGUGUGACUUUACUGAUGCUCAGCUGCCCCUGGUGGUGGAUAUGGACCUGACCCUGGUGGUGGACGGUUCAAGGGAGAUCCGGGCCGACCAGUACGCUGGUGUCCAGGAGCUUCUGGGCUCAGUGGUGAAGCAAGUAGCCUGGAGCCCCAAACCCGGCGUCGCUGACGGCCGUGCCAGGGUGGCACUUCUCCAGACCAGUGGCUCUCUGCUCCCCCAGACUUCCCUGACCCAAGCCAUCAAGGUAGAGUUUGACCUGCAGAAGUAUCACAACCACAUCAGUCUAGAGACACACCUGAGGAACAUGCAGCAGCAGGGAGGAGUGUCGUCUCUGGGGCAGACCCUGGAGUACGCUCUGACCGAGGUGUUCCUCAAGGCCACCAGGCCCAGGAAGAGUAGAGUGGUGCUGGCUGUGGUGGGGGCCGAGACAGCCGACUGGGACCAGGCCAAGCUGGCCUACAUUUCCCAGAAGGCCAAGUGUAAGGGCGUUUCCCUGUUUGUGAUCACGGUGGGCGACCAUUACAACAGCACCCAGGUGGAGGAGUUGGCGAGCACGCCGUCAGAGCAGCACCUGCUCCAUCUGUGGCACGUGAAGGAGUGGGAGAGAGGCUACGCACAACGCUUCUUCAGAGCCUUCCUCAGGGUCCUCAGCAAGGGAAUGAACAGCUACCCUCCUGCCCAUCUCAAACUCAAUUGUGAGCUGAUGGUGGGACAGGAACAAGGACAGGAACACGGACACGGACAGGGACAUGGACAGGGACACGGACAGGGACAGGGACAAGGACAGGCAGAGUGGGAGGUGGGGACAGAGGAUGAGGAGGAGGACAUGGAUACGAAGCAGGGGGAGUUCCUGGAGCACACAGGUGUAUUUCAGACUCAGACAGCUCUUGACCAGGUUGACCUUAUACAUGCCUUCUCCAGGGGAGAUGGAGCCACUUCACCCCCCCGGCCACAGCCAAACUCAAAUGAUCACGCAUCCCUCCUGAGGACAGAGGAAAGUACACUUCUUAACCAGGAUGCAUGUUUCCUCAAACAGGACGAGGGAGGUUGUCAGAACUACACUCUGAAGUGGUACUUUGACACGACACAGAGCGAGUGCUCCCGUUUCUGGUAUGGCGGCUGUGGCGGCAACGGUAACCGCUUCGAGACGCAGGAGGCUUGCGAAGGCCUCUGUCUGAGGAGACAGCGUUAAAAGGCACAACUCCACACAUCUAAAACCCUGAAUAGAGCUGAAGAUCAACAGCUACCAAACCAACUCAAGCACCACUCCGAUCAUAGCAAGGGUUCUUAAUAAUCCCACUAUGAAAGGCAAUGCACUGUUCACUUCUGGAGCUUGGAUGUGAACCGUAGCUGUAAAUUCAGGUUGUAUGUCAUCCGCUCAGUGUCUGUUUCCUCUAACUUGACCAUUUGGUGCUAAGUGUUGAAAAUAAAACUGCACAAAUUCCUUAGCGGUCAGUUUAUUUUUGAUGCUCUUAUAUUUCCUUAUUUCUUUUUAAAAAACUGCCUAUUGGGUCUAGGGGCUUCAGCCCCAGUAAGCCCAUGCAUUAAUCCUGCCAUGAAUGGAUAUGUGUGUUUUGUUUUGAUAUACAAAUAAAACUUGUGACAGCUUUGA